AUGGAGGCCGCAUCAUCUUCAUCAUCACCUAUUGCAGAAGGAGAGGAGAUGAAGGUGACUUUAGUCGAGUCGGGGAAGGAGGAGGAAGUUGUUCCAACAAAGGAGUCCGUUGUGGCUGAGGAGGGGAAGGAAAAGGAGGUUGCUCCUCCAGUAGAAGAGUCGGCGUCGUCAUCGUGUCCAGAGGCGGCGAACCAGGAGGCACCGACGCCACCAUGGGAACGACUGAAGAGGAAGGGGACACCAGAAGGAGCACCUAGUCCUCGACAGCAGCAAGAGCAGCCCGUCUCGGCCCAUCCCGUGGCGCCUUGUCCCGCUUCUGAGCUGGAGCGAACGGACGUGUUUGAGAUCACCUCGGGGGUAUCGACGAAUUUGACCUUCCAUCCUUGGACGGCCGAUAACAAGCCUAAGAUCGUACCAACACACGAGCCGGCGAGGAUGCGUGAAGGCUUGUUCUGUGAGCCUACAGUAGUCGAUGAGUUGUGGCAGCAAAAGACGCGGAUGGAUCAACUAUUUGAUCGGCGUCUGGGUAGGGUCUACCAUCGAGUUCGAGGGCGCAUCUUCCCCACUACGAUUAGCGGUAGUGCUAAUGUGGGCAUCUCAAAUAGAGCUGGGGAUAAAUUGUGGGAGGUUUUGGACGCCCUCGAUGUUUGGCCCUCCCUUUUGAGGUUGGUUAGAUCGGAGGGUGGUGGUCAGGAUGGAGAAGAGGCUGAGAUGAAAAUCCGAUAUGUCGACGUGUGUGGCGGUCCUGGGGCCUUCAGCGAGCUUGUGAAAAAUCUUGGUGAACGUGAAAAUGUUAAGACGAUUGGAAAAGGGAUGAGUCUGAAAAUAGAGGCGGCUCAGUCAAAGGAGGCCAGCUGCAUAUGGUAUCAGCAUCUUCUGGACUCUGAGGAUUUCGAUGCGGUGUGGGGUCCUGAUGGAGAUGGGAAUGUGUAUUCGCCAUCGAAUUUGGCAGCAUUGGAGGGAUCAGUGAUGAAGAUGGACGGUCGAGGGGCCCAUUUGGUGAUGGGUGAUGGAGGCUUCGAGGUAUCGACCGACAAGGAUGGUAAUCAUCUCGAGAACUACCAGGAAGUGUACUCAGCAAGGAUCAUAUUGUCAGAAGUGCUCACAAUGGUGAGGAGUUGUUGUAAAGGAGGCUUCCUCGUCUGCAAGCUGUUCGACACCUUCAGCACUAUCACUGCUAGCAUCAUCUACGUCACUACGCGGCUAUUCGAAAAGUGUUACAUCGUUAAACCCCAACGAUCAAGAGUGGUGAACUCGGAGCGGUACCUUGUUGGUGUCGGCUUCAAGGGGCGAGAGAAUCCUGACUACGACUUGCUCACUGCCGCGAUGGAGUUUUGUCACUCCAGUUGUUUCACCGAUACUGAAGGGCCGGAGAGCGUCGUGCCUUUACAUCUAAUGGAAGAAGAUAGAAGAUUCCACAUAUCGUUGGCACAGUCGAUUCGAGAACUAGCUUUAAGGCAGACCCAGGCGUUAGAAAUAUUGAUGAAUGCUGUUGAUGAGGAGGUUGCAAGGGGGAAGGGAGGAAUGUGGAAAGGUGGCAAAGGAAACCUCCGGGUUGCA
This is a messenger RNA of Perkinsus marinus ATCC 50983, 1560 nucleotides long. RefSeq lists its product as hypothetical. Gene Ontology annotation, biological process: 7-methylguanosine mRNA capping. Gene Ontology annotation, cellular component: nucleus; cytoplasm. NCBI's taxonomy places the organism in Eukaryota, Perkinsozoa, Perkinsida, Perkinsidae. The record is from RefSeq and is a predicted model, not a curated record. The annotation marks the transcript as partial. The transcript has 19 exons. Gene Ontology annotation, molecular function: methyltransferase cap1 activity.